UGCAAUUAUUCGACCAAUUUUUCGUAGUGCGGUCGAGGUCGGCACGUCUUCCGCUCCCUGUGUGGUGGUGACCACUUGAUGUCCAUUUUUAGACACGUUUAAAUUAAUCGUCGAAAUUGCAAUUGUAAUGAUUGAUGUUACAAACUCAUGAAAUUUUUGGAAGAUUUAUGGUAGCAAAUACAUAUAUGAAUAUUUUAUAACUUUUAUAAAAUAACUGAUAAUGCUUUGUAUAAAUAUACGUCCAUAAGAACCGCUUAUCGCUUUAACGUGGGAUUGAAGAAUGUUUGGAUCAAUACUGAUUAUGUUCUGUCAAAUAGUACAGGAAGGUACUGCAGUAUUGGUCCCAAUGCUAAGUCGUAUUGUAUACUAAUCGCAACGCUUGUACAAGUUUUGAUGCUAUAUAAGCUAUAGGUACAGAUCUAACCAAAUUUUAUUGUAGCCGAAAAUGAUUUUUAUUUUCAUAAAAUAUUUCAUUUUACAUACGGAGCACAUGCUUAUACAUGAGUAGAAUUUGAUAAAGCGUUUUGAUACUAUGCAUUUAUAUACACGUAAAUCCUAAAACAUAGAUCUGAUUAUUACUGUAAUUGUAUGUGUACUAGUCCUUUAUAUAUAUAUAUAAUAAUAGAUUAUUCUAAAUGUCUAUCAUAUUCAUUAUUCAUAUCACAUUAGGUAUCUAACCAUAUAAUGUUUUAAUUAACUUAACCAAUAGAACAAACUUAUUAUUAUAAUUGAUUUGUGUAUUGACGUACUCUUAAGAAAUUUUAACACAUUAAUGUGGUUGCACUGCAGUGAAUUGAUAGUUUUAUGUACAAACACACAAACUUUGUGAAUAUGUGUCUAUGUAAUAAUCGUAAUCUUGUAAUCUCUGGAUGUUGUAUCAGUGUAACUUACGGAUCUUAUAGUAAUUGUAAGUGUAAGACAUACGUAAUGUAUCAUAUCAUAUUAUUAAUGUAUAAUUGUUAUGGAAAAAUAAUCUCUAUUAUAAGUGCAUAAGGCAGUAUUUAGAAGCCCGAAUGUGGUCUCUCGGAAGGGGAAUUCAGUCGAGCCCAAUUUGGUAACUAACUCAUUCGUGAUUUAUCUUGUUUUCUGUUUUAUUUUGCAUGUACUGUCACCCAGUAACAUAGUAUUAUAUGGUUGAAGUAGACUUAGAUAUAUGUCUAAAUUAAAGUGUUUUUAAUUAGUUGAACCUGCUAGAGGAUCUUAUUUCUUUUUUUUCUUAUUUUUCGUUUCUCGUAUUGUGGUAUUUUCUGUUACUUUUGGGUACUUUUUAACCUUUCCAGGCACGCAAAUUUUAUGUAGCAUGCGUUCCCCGCUCUGAGUGUUCUUAAUUUCUUCAAAGCAGUAUACAGAUGGUGGUUUAAAUUCGUUUUGAUUGUUGUUGUUUUUAGUUUUAUUUUCAUCUGAAUUCUGUUUUGAUAUAACCUUUUUAAUGACAACUUUCGACUGUCGACUAAUACUGUUAUAUUAAUUAAAUUUUCGAGUGGUAUCUUUAGGAGCGAGAUUUGUAAAGUUAAAAACAUUGAAAAUAGAUUCUUUAUACAUAAAAGUGUAGUACAUAGCAACUUAUCCUCAUCAUGUAAAUACCUGUUAAUAUCUGUUCAUUUCCAAUAAAUAAAUAUUUGAAGUAUAAAUCAGUUUAAAUACACAUAAAAAAGAAAAGAAAGUCGGUGUGCGACUGAGCUAUCGGCCAGCACUGAUCGUCAGAUUUCUCUUGUAUAAUCUAUUUAGUAUAAUCCCGGAGAUCUUACGUCCGAGUUGUAUUUAUUGUCAGAAAGUUAAAUGAAACCUCAUCAACAUCUCGCUCUUGAAGUCCUCGGUCCCUACUUCUACACGAUCGUAGUCGAAAGUAGUCGCCAUAUAACGUGCAGCAGGUGGUAUAGCGCGCAUUGUAUUGCAGCGCCUACAAGGCGGAGAAGCGCGCGGGGCGCGGGCGGCGCGAGCGUGAGGGGCGCGAGCGGGAGGCGCGGGAGGGGCGCGAGCGCGAGCGGGAGCGGGAGGGGCGCGAGGGGCGCGGGGCGGGAGCGGCGCGCGCGCGCGACGACGGCGCCGCCGCGCUCGCCCUGGCGCCGCCUGUCGACGCACACCACGCGCGCAGAUAUAAUGAUAUGGCGCCAAAACACUGGGAGGAAGGACUGCCUCGGUACCACGGGCCUACUGAGUACGAGCGACCACCACCAUACUACUAUCCCGGACCAAAUGAUAGACAGUAAACUAGCGCUCACAGAACUCGACGACGACGUACUGAAGUACUAAGUCCAGUCCCCACAUCCACGCAACGUAUGUACAACACAAACUGACAAUCGUUCCCCAUAGAUAUAGUCUCAUAGUAUUUUUCCAUGUCAUAGAUGUAUUGAGUCAUUUAAAUAAUUAUCGGUCACAAUGAUACUAAUAUACUAUACGUUUCCACCAAUUUUUACUCUAAAGGUGUAAUGCUGUGUUCAUUCAACACUCCAUUGUACAGUUAUACCUCCUCAGACUUUGUAACGCAUUCCAUAAUGUGAUCUAUGUCAAAGAGCUUAGAGUUGAAAUUAGUGUAAUCAAUCUUAAAUUUUACCAAUCGGUAUUGCGUCUUGUGCAAGAUUGCUGAUUCGGAGUCCAUUGUAAACGCGCAUCGAAAUACAUAUUUUUCUAGGCUAAUUUUGACGUAUGCCAUCUCUAUCGAGUAACUGUUUAGUAAAAUAAUUGUAAGUAAAAGUUCAGGGACAGUUUAAAACGGUGAAAAUGUAUACGAAUUCUUACAAAAAUAAUUCAGACUUUUUCUAUUAAGUGACUUGAUUGAUAAAUAAAAACUAAAAGCUAAAUUUUGAUUGAUGAUAAUCCUCUGUAACAUUUCGCGAAUAUUUGCGAAGGUCGUUUUAACCUGUCCAAGGGCUAUAAUGGUAAAAUAAUUUGGUACUCUAUACUUGUAGUUGUAACGUGUAGGCGCGUAUAGUGGGAUGUCAUGUCGGGUGAAGAUGAUUCCAAUCAUAACUGCCAUAUUUCGACUGUCCUGUAUUUAUACAAUAUUAGCGGAUUUAUCGUUUUAAUGCGCGUGCCCUUUUGUAGACAGAUUUGUUAAACCAUUUUAAUUUGAACAAGUCUAAAAGUUUCCGCUGAAACAGCGAAGAAUUUUGCAAAGAACUGGCGUGCGAUUUUCCGGAUAAAUUGUAACAGAGAAAAUAAAUCUUCUUUUGGAUGUCUUUACAGACUCCGAUUUGAUAGUAGAAUAAAUUUAUAGGUUUUCCGAAAAAAAAAAAGGAAAAUGUAUGCAAAAGGGCGCGUCUAGCUCAAGAGUAUAUUGUGUGAUGUUGAAGACCCCCAGGGUCGUAUUGGCUUUAAGUUAGUCUGAAUGCUUUACGUGUUGGUAUCUCGCGGCUCUCCGCACAAAUAUGACUUUCAGAGGUUCUUUACUUAGCGUUGGAAAUUUUUUCUCUAGGUUAUUAGCGGGGUGCUUAUAAGAAACUAAAUUGUUUGUACGAUUUGUUGAUGGAUUGUGAAUCUUGUGUUUGACGUAUGAAUUUCUAGGUGCGGUUUAGAAGUAAAUAGGUCUUGUUUCUAAAAUAUGUUCUGAGUUUUAUGAGGUAUGACAAUAUGGUAGGGCAAAAUGAAAAUUGGAGUAUAUACCUGAUUUCUUAUAUGACCUAUAUUAAGAGUUUUUUUUUGGUGUAAGACGUCGUUUUCAAGGUUUCUUAUAAGCGCUUACAAAUAUUAAAAUUUUGUAGCCUUUUUUAAUGUCUUGCACUUUUUUGAGUGUGUUAAAAAGGGUAGUUCGAAGGAAAUGGAUCGGGUAAAGAAAUUUGUAAGUGAUGUUUAUUCUUUAUAUACACUUUUCUCGAAUAAUUAAAAUAUUAUUUUCAAAAUGGGUUAUUUUGGAAAUUACUCCCAUUCUGUUCAACGAUUAAAUUAAACACUAUUUGAUAAUAUUUCGAAAAGUUGUAUAAAGAGUGAAAUGAUAUAAAUCUUGGUGAACAUCACGGUAUCGAGAUUAGAAACGCAUUUAUUAUUAGGAUUAGUAGGUAUAACUAACUCUGUAAUGUAAAGUAUUAGGUGAGUAAUUGUAAGCAGGGAUGCUAUGUGGACGCCAUGCCAAACUUUAUAAAUUUAUUCAUAUUGUAAGUUAAAUGAAGAGUAAAUUUAGUUGGAAUUACUGACGAUAUAAUUUUCUGGUUAAGAAAUAGAUACGGGCUGCAAUAGUAGCGAGAUUAGUUAAGUGUAGAAGCCCCUUCAUUCCCAGUUGCAGUUUGAAACUUCCUUUGUAUGUCCUUCCAAAGACAAACUAGGCACUUGAAGACAUACGUAAGCCCUUUGUUAGUCACUUGUUUUGAACCUAGACUUGAAUUUAAUAGUAUUAAGCUUUCUAAAUAUAUUUGUGGACGCGUUUUACUCCCGACUCUAAUACUCGUUCGCGUCCACACUAUCUAUUGGUUAGUGCUAUAAACUGGCCAUUUAUAUCCUAUUUAGUUAUUAUUAAUCAAUUUGUAUUUUAUUUUAGGUUAUUUUCAUUAGUUGACGCGUAUGUUCAAAUUAUUAAAUGUGUCAUAUCUGUUAGUUAGGUUAUGUUGAGGGAAAUGCCAAAAAUGUUCUAAAUUUUAUUUUCGGCGUUGUUUUUUUUGUGAUUUUGGAAAACUUAGAUGUGGACAAUUCUAUUUCAAUAUUUGUUUUAUCACCUUGAAAUGUUGGAAGUAAUGGUUAAUACUGAUAAUGACUGAAAUUUAAUAAACGUUUCAUUUUUUACAGUAUUGAAUUAAAAAUCCUUUAUAUAGUACGCUGUAGAUCUCUAUGUGGUUGUAUCGUCUUUCCAGCUCAUUUAAAAGAAACUUCCAGAAAUUGUAUACUCUAUUGUGAAUUAAACCACUGCUCAAUAAUUCAUUCAAUGUUGGUGCUAUACGCAUCUGAGUAGGUUAUUUAGUUCGAAUUGUGGGCAAACGAGCGAAGUGCGGUCGAAACAUGUGGAUAUUAAUAAAGUAUAAAGAUGUCAUACGAUAUUAAAAAUCCUUAUCGGUUAGGAUAUGUAUGAAGCAUGUGAAGCUCGGAGAGGAAGUAAAGAUAACGGUGGAUAUGCAGAAGAGUAUUUAGUUGUAUCUUAUUUAGACCAAUCUUGAGGUGAUUGUGUAACGUUAUUGUUUAUGGUACGCAGAUGUAACCAAAAAGUUUUGUAUGUACGUCCCGUAAGGGCUGUGGUCCGCUGAGCCGGAGUGUAUUGAGAAUGUAAAAUAAAUUUGAUUAUCUCCAA
Molecule: messenger RNA, 5212 nt
Organism: Zerene cesonia (dogface butterfly)
Lineage: Eukaryota; Metazoa; Arthropoda; Insecta; Lepidoptera; Pieridae
Exons: 3
Coding region: 1780-2253 (157 amino acids)
Source: RefSeq, a predicted model, not a curated record